Penicillium arizonense is the source of this 2265-nucleotide messenger RNA. Its product is annotated as NIF domain protein. Bases 1 to 2265 code for a protein of 754 amino acids. The transcript has 2 exons. The record is from RefSeq and is a predicted model, not a curated record. Lineage: Eukaryota; Fungi; Ascomycota; Eurotiomycetes; Eurotiales; Aspergillaceae. Gene Ontology annotation, molecular function: phosphoprotein phosphatase activity.
AUGUCCCUGCGUUCGUUGCGGUCUAGAGACCUUUUGCAUUUCACUCCCACACACUGGGCAUUGUGCUACCCUCAACCUUCACCCCAGGCCACCAAUCAAUAUUCUUCGAAACUGUCUCUCGAUUUCAGAACUCGCUCGAAGUUCUCUACCCUCCUCUCAUCGCGUUCAAAAUCAUUCAAGCUGUCUCGCGCAAACAAAAAACCGAAGCGUGCGUCUGACGCCGCGGACUCCAAUUACCUGUCCAACACCCCACAGUAUGCGAUUUCGGCAUACAAUGCAGUGAAUAUGGGCUCUGGAUCAUCACCAAUGGGUCAGGGUGGUCCGUCACCAACCCCGUAUAACUCCUGGAACCCUUCAUCGUCAAGAAAUGUGUAUCCCAGUGUGGAGCAUGCGGAUUAUCCUAUACAAGCCAAUCCCCCACUACACUGGGCUCCGUCGCCAGCCACAAGUUCGACAGGUGGCCAACGUCAAAAUGCACAGAACAAUUCGCCUCGCGCUCAUCAGUCUCGAGCCAACCGCAAGCGCAUGCCGCAUCUCCAACCCCCAAUACCGUCAAGGCCAGACCAAGUCCCCCACAACCCGUUCAACGGUCUACCACAGAACAUGAUGGACAUGAACAAUUUCUUUGCCAUGGCACAAAGCAUGCCCUGGAUGGGCCAGGGUCUCGACGGCGCAGCAACUCCCUUCUUCCCUCCUCCUAUGAAUCCUGCGCUUUCUUACCAGAGUGUUCGGCCGAUGAGCACCAUGGCUGGACUCCCACAACAACCGAUCAUACAACUACCCGACUCUCGAACAAAAAGAUUGCCAAGCAGAGAAUCCACGCCACCUGUUAAAGUCCCGGCUCCGACACAGGCAUACAUGCAGCAAUCAUCACAGGAGCCGCAGCAGUCUUCUUCCAAGCGUCCACUCCUUAUCAUCCUCGAUCUCAAUGGCACUCUCAUCUUCCGGAAAAAGCGAGUUUUCCCGCCGAAGUUUGCUAGACGCGCUGGUCUGGACCAAUUCCUUGCCUCGCUGAUCAAGAAUUACUCCGUCAUGAUCUGGUCGAGUUCUCAACCGCCGACAGUGAAUGCAGUCUGUGAGAAGCUAUUCCCAGGCGCCAUGCACGACAAGGUAGUCGCAUUAUGGGGGCGUGAUAAAUUCGGCCUCACCCAGCGCCAAUACAACAACAAACUACAGGUCUACAAACAACUCCACAAAGUAUGGGAAAACCCCAGCAUCCAGGCUGCGUUCCCAGGCAACGAAAGUCUACGCGAUGUCCCAUCCGCACCAGCUUCUACUAAUCGAAGAGCUAUGGUGCAAAAGGCAUCCGUCCAGCAAAAGGCACAGGCCGACACAAAGAACCUCCAACCCGGGCACAGAUGGGACCAAACAAACACCAUCUUGAUCGAUGACAGCAAGCUUAAAGCCCUCAGCGAGCCGUUCAACAUCCUCGAGAUCCCAGAGUUCACCAACGACCCCAAAAUCGACGAGUCAACUCUGUUCGCGAAGAUCCUCCACCGCCUCGACAUCCUCUCCCACCAUGAUGACGUGAGCAAGGUCCUCCGCGUAUGGAACGAGCGCGUCGACAAAAGCGAAGGCAGUAUCCUCGAUCUGGACCUUGGUCCCAUGGAAGACCUCGAUCUAGAAGAUGGCGGAAUGACUCUUCCCACUGAGCCUAGCGCCAGUGCCAGUACCAGUACCGAUACCACUGCUCCCCGCAACAAGAACCAGCCGCAAACGCAAACAGAAGAGGAAAAACAAGAGCAAAAGGCUGCUACCCGGAAAGCAAAGAAACAACGUCAAAAAGCUCGCAAGGCCCAGACACAGGCGACGAAAGAUCUAAAGGCUGCUGCUGAGGUUGCUGCCGAAAUCGCCGACCUGGAUAUUGAUCAGAAUGCUUCUGCUGUCACUGCUACUACUGGUUCGAAUGAAAAGCAAUGUGCUCCUCGUCAGCACAAGUACAGUAUCCGGCAAGGCAAGCAAAAUGCCAUGUUCCAAGACUUGCCGGAUAUUGUCGAUGGUGCUAUGGACUCUGUUGCCCCAGAAACCUCUUCUACCUCUGCUUCUACUGCCACUGUUACGGCCGAGAUGGAUUCAAGCAUUACUGAAGCUGGUGAGUCGAGAUCACACACUGAAACCGGAGCGGGUGAUGAGGAUGCGGAUACAGCCACACGGGGUUCUGAACCGGAGUAUCAGCCUCGAUCACCGUCGCCAGUUACUUCGGUUGCUUCGGAGAACUCUCUUCUUGAUCGGCUUGAGGAAGGGCUUGGGAUGUCGAAGCGUUGA